AUGGCUUGCACGGGACCACCCUUCACUGGGUCAAACCUGUCUGGGUGGCUGGGCCCAGACAGUGGUGACUGCAGUGACACCAGCUGGGGCUGGUCACCAGUGAGAUACCCCAGGGCUCAGUGCUGGGGCCAGUUCUGUGGUAACAUCCUCCUCCAUGAUCCAGGCAAGGAGAUCAAGGGCACUCAGUUUGCAGAUGACAUCAAGUUGGGUGGGAGUGUUGAUCUGUUGGAGAGCAGGAAGACUCUGCAGAGGGAUCUGGACAGGCCGGAUCAAUGGGUCCAAGGUCAAUGGCUCAGGCCCAGCAGGCAGGAGGGUGCCCUGGCAGCAGUGGCACAGUGCAUGUGGGGUGUGCUGUGCCCACGGCUCCCACGGCUCAGCACCACCAUCAGAACUUCUCCACCACUGCUUUGGCAGGAAAAUACUGGCCAGAACUUGGAGGAGGACCAGAGUCAGAGCCUAAAUGAGCAGAAGGCUGAACCCAGCUCUGCUGAAAAACUGUUAGCUGAAGAAAAGACUAAACUGGAAGAACAACUGAAGGAAGUCACUGACAAGUACAAAAGUGCCUUGGCAGAUGUGGAAAACGUGAGGCAAAGAAGCCAGAAACUGGUAGAAGAGGCAAAGUUAUACGGGACCCAGAGCCUCUGUAAGGACUUUCUAGAAGUUGCAGACAUACUGGAGAAAGCAACAGAAAGUGUUCCAAAGGAAGAAAUUAAGGAUGAUAAUCCUCAUUUGAAGAGCUUAUAUGAAGGUCUUGUUAUGACAGAAGUACAGAUUCAGAAAGUGUUUAAAAAACAUGGCCUGCUCAGACGGGUUCCUGCCGGAGCCAAGUCCGGUCCCUGUGAACACACAGCAUUGUUCCAUACUGCCAAGGAAGGGAAGGAGCCUGGCACCACUGCAUUAGUAGCCAAGACUGGUUAUGAGCUGCACGGGAGUACUCUGCAGCCUGCCUUGGUGGGUGCUGGGAAAGACCCUUAGCUGCUCAAUCUGAGAAUUUAAAAUGCCAUACAACUAUUAAACAGCUGGAUGGUUUUUGUCUCACACCAUGCUUUCCUCGUUCCUCUGCUCCCAGAGAGGU
Pipra filicauda (Wire-tailed manakin) is the source of this 1075-nucleotide messenger RNA. RefSeq names its product grpE protein homolog 1, mitochondrial-like. Gene Ontology annotation, molecular function: adenyl-nucleotide exchange factor activity; protein homodimerization activity; protein-folding chaperone binding. Gene Ontology annotation, biological process: protein folding; protein import into mitochondrial matrix. Lineage: Eukaryota; Metazoa; Chordata; Aves; Passeriformes; Pipridae. The record is from RefSeq and is a predicted model, not a curated record. Gene Ontology annotation, cellular component: PAM complex, Tim23 associated import motor.